AUGGGUUUUCCUUGGUAUCGUGUUCAUACCGUUGUAUUGAAUGAUCUCGGACGGUUGCUUUCUGUUCAUAUAAUGCAUACAACUUUGGUUGCUGGUUGGGCCAAUUCUAUGGCCAUGUAUGAAUUAGCUGUUUUUGAUCCUUCUGACCCUGUUCUUGAUCCAAUGUGGAGACAGGGUAUGUUCGUUAUACCCUUCAUGACUCGUUUAGGAAUAACCAAUUCAUGGGGUGGUUGGAGUAUCAUGGGGGGGACUAUAACCAAUCCGGGAAAACCUUCUUUGGAUUUGCCCAAGAUCUUUGGAAUACAUUUAUUUCUUGCAGGUGUGGCUUGCUUUGGUAUUGGAGCAUUUCACGUAACAUGUUUGUAUGGUCCUGGCAUAUGGGUGUCCAAUCCUUAUGGACUAACAGGAAAAGUACAAGCUGUAAAUCCAUCAUGGGGUGUGGAGGGUUUUGAUCCUUUUGUUCCGGUAGGAAUAGCCUCUCAUCGUAUUGCGGCAGGGACUUUGGGCAUAUUAGCAGGCCUAGUCCAUCUUAGUGUCCGCCCGCCCCAACGUCUACAAAAAGGAUUGCGUAUGGGCAAUAUUGAAACUGUCCUUUCCAAUAGCAUCGCUGCUGUCUUUUUUGCAGCUUUUGUUGUUGUCGGAACUAUGUGGUAUGGUUCAUCGACUACCCCCAUCAAAUUAUUUGGGCCUACUCGUUAUCAAUGGGAUCAAGGGUACUUCCAACAAGAAAUAUAUAGAACAGUUAGUGUUGGGUUAGCCGAAAAGCAAAGUUUAUCAGAAGCUUGGUCUAAAAUUCCUGAAAAAAUAGCCUUUUAUGAUUACAUCGGAAAUAAUCCGGCAAAAGGGGGAUUAUUCAGGGCAGGCUCAAUGGAUAACGGGGAUGGAAUAGCGGUUGGAUGGUGA
Messenger RNA from Lactuca virosa, 903 nucleotides. The record is from the annotation of a GenBank genome assembly. Lineage: Eukaryota; Viridiplantae; Streptophyta; Magnoliopsida; Asterales; Asteraceae.